Molecule: messenger RNA, 2688 nt
Organism: Desarmillaria tabescens
Lineage: Eukaryota; Fungi; Basidiomycota; Agaricomycetes; Agaricales; Physalacriaceae
Exons: 3
Coding region: 1-2688 (895 amino acids)
Source: RefSeq, a predicted model, not a curated record
AUGGGCUCACGAUCCUCUGUAUCGCGAGCCUCGUCACAAACUAUUGUUGACCCUAUAGAAGAGCGGAACAAGGCUCUGAUCUCUAAAAUUAAGGGUGAGUAUGAUAGUGAUGCUGAUGAUGAGGACAACGUCCCUCCUACUCCUAGGAAGGGUAGAUAUGUUCCCCCACAUCGUCGGCCACCAUCUCGACAUCCUAAGGUCGAGAAGGAUGAACCCCCUCUCCAGUUUGGUGACUCGAGACCUCGAGAUCAACCUACAAGACCUGAGGCUAGUAAUAGGCCAAAUACUCGUAUUCCUGGUGAAGAACCGAGGCCACGACCAUCGCAGGCUCCACCACAGCCUAGGACUCGUGUAGGAGCUGCUGCACCUAAUCCUGAUCCAGGAGACGACGGAUCCUCUAGUGAUUCACAGGAUUCCACUCCAGAUCCUCCGAAUCUACCACCUAAUGGUCCUAACCCUCCUAAUCGUCACCCAGAUCCACCAACGCCACCUCGACAGCGUCCUAAUCGUCCAGAACGUGGUGCUACACCUCUAGUGCCUUCACCUCGACCCCAGGCCGUUCCUGUGAACACGCAGUCAAAUCACUAUGAUCUUCGCGAGCCUGCUAGUUACUUCGACUCUGUUUUGGCUCAUAACCAACCUCGUCGGCCACAACAAGCCCUGGACUUGACCUCACAUCGAGAGCAAAAUCCAGCACCUCCUCCACGAACUGCACCGCAUUCGGAGAAUCAUGCAAGCCCAAUUAAUGUGGAUAGUCCCACUUCGUCUCGUAAUCUAGGUGCAGGUCAUCCUCCUAACGAUCCUCCUCCUCCGCCACCACCUGGAGGACCAGGAUCUCAUCGUAGCAGUUCCAGUAGCCAACAUUUGUCACGCUCUGAUAACCCACAAGCUCGCGAACCGACUCCUGCUCAUUUUCAGGAAGUCCGUUUCACAUCUCAGGAACCUCGUUUCAACAACGAGGAGAUAUUCGAGUAUCUCCCUGUUAUGAGAUCUGAGGUUGAAAUUAUGCUUGCGAUUUUUCAGCGCUAUGAAUGCCUCGUGAAUCGCAAUCUCUUGCGUGUUCAACGAGGACUGGAUUCUAAUGUCCAGAAAACAUCUUUACAGAGUAUUCCUCAUCCCCAAAAAUAUGAGGGAAGCUCUGACCUUAUAGAAUUCGAUGAGUGGAUCUUCUCUAUCAUUAGAUGGAUGAAGAUCGCAAAUAUUUGUGGCCCUGUUUAUACUGAAGAUGAAUGGGGUGGACAGCAGCUUUCUGCCAUUGAUAUGCAGCGUACGAGCACUCUUGCAACCUUUUUAGGGGGAGACGCCCAUACGUGGUAUAACAAUGUAGUUGAAGACACACCUAUCGCUUAUACCAAUAAUGCGAAUGGUGAUGAUUUUCCUACUUUCAUGGAAGUAAUUAACGGUCUGUACCGUCGAUUUAUCCAUGAAUCAUCAUUAUAUGCUGUUAAUGAACACUUUGAGCGUGUUCAGUACACUUUUGAAGGUGGUGUUUGCCAGCUAUUUGAAGUCACUCGCAUGGGUCUUACUGCCGAGGUUUCGACUGUGAAUGAUAUUAUGCAGCAUGCUCUUACUGUUGAGAAGGGUAUCCGUGCAGAACGAUAUUACAGUCAACAAUGGCAAGACCAUAUAUCUCGACUUCGUAAGUCAUCAAAGGAGAAUGCCAUAUCUGCAAAGAAGAGGCAUUCUCCAUCACCUCGUAAAUUCAAGAAGGUUCAGGACAAGGGGAAAUCGAAUCCUAACUCGAAAAUCCCUACCUGCUAUGGCUGUGGGAAGAAGGGACAUUACUCCAAUGAUCCCUCAUGUCCGGAGUACGGAAAGCGAAGUUCCGGAGAGAAAUUGUACCACAUUGUGGAUGACAACUCUCCAGACAAUUCGUCUGUGAAUUCAGCAUCGGAUCAUGAAUCCUCCGAUGAGGAGUAUCAUACAGAGGUUGAAAACCCACCGGAUUGGACUAACCUCUCAGAAGAUGAACCUGGAAAUUCUUCCGGGCACCAGUCUCCCAAUAAUUCUGAUGCUGAAGACCCUUAUGGUGGAAGUCAGUAUACAUCCGAUGAGGGUACUACUGAUGAACGCAUGGGGUUUAUUUUUGAAGAAGAUAAUGAUUACUCGGAUUCAUCGGGUAUAUCUCACUUCUCUGAGCAUUUGAAUGACCAUACCAUGGAUCAUGAUGCAUCUAGCGAAGACUCCUCCUCAAUCUCGGACUCUGAUAGCGAUGGAAUGGAAUCUCAUGACGAGUAUGUCCUGGAUUUCCCUGAAUACCUUCGGGCAAUUCAAACAGAGCAGACAAGUGAUGGAAAGAUCAAAGGAUAUCGACCAACACUUGAGCCCACAAAAAUCCAUGCACCUCGGACUGCAUCUCGUCCAAAGCGUACAGCUGCUGAAAAUCGUUGCCUUGCUGCUUUAGUCACUAUCAAUGGAUGUGAAGCAUUUACUCUCUUCGAUUCUGGGAGUACCGCUGAUGCUAUCAGUCCAGAUUUUGCUCGCCUCGCAAAAUUAAACAUAUUCCAGUUGACGAAGCCCAUCACACUUCAACUUGGAACUAAAGGAAGUUGCUCACAGAUUAGCCAUGGUUGUAAUGCAUCCUAUAAAUUUGGGAAUGCUCAUGCAUUCAUCUCGGGUGAUAACUACUACUUUGAUAUUGCGAACGUUGACCGCUAUGAUGCAGUCCUAGGCACUGUUUUCAUGUGA